Molecule: messenger RNA, 851 nt
Organism: Zeugodacus cucurbitae (melon fly)
Lineage: Eukaryota; Metazoa; Arthropoda; Insecta; Diptera; Tephritidae
Gene: Dh31
Product: diuretic hormone class 2
Exons: 4
Coding region: 328-672 (114 amino acids)
Biological process (GO): body fluid secretion
Molecular function (GO): G protein-coupled receptor binding; diuretic hormone activity
Source: RefSeq, a predicted model, not a curated record
UCUCCAAAGCAGUGCACUCUAGCGCUAGUGACCAGCAGCGGCAACUUGUGUGAGCUGUGCUUAAGCACUUGACUUGUUUCAAAAUCACUUAUUUGUUAACAGUUAUAUUCGAAAGCGCUGAAAGGCAGUGUGUCGCAGCGACCUCGUGUGAAAAGUGUAAGUGAAACGUGGUUUUUGGCAAAAAAAAGGCAAUAAAUUUGCAAUUAAACUGUGUAAAUUCGACAGUUGCACUACGAAAAAAGCUGAAAUUGUGCAAAAGUAGCGAAUUUGUGAAUCUUCUGAAAGCGUCAACCCUUCUACGUGAAAACAACAACAAAACCAAACGCAAUGAUGUCAAACAAGGUAUUCUGUUGGUCCUUGGCUUUUGUCGCCAUUUGCUUGGCGCUGUGUCUGUCAACGUCGGAAGCAGCACCAUUUCCCAGGUAUCAAGGCGGCGGCUACUACAACGAGCUGGAGGAGGUACCCGACGACAUAUUAAUGGAGCUAAUGGCCCGUUUCGGACAAACUAUAAUGAGAGCACGCAACGAUCUGGAAAACUCUAAACGCACUGUCGACUUCGGCUUGGCGCGUGGCUAUUCGGGCACACAAGAGGCGAAACAUCGCAUGGGCUUGGCUGCUGCCAACUUCCCCGGUGGUCCAGGCAGGAGGCGACGAUCGGAAACCGAGGUCUAAAUUGCCCCACGCAGCAAGCAAGCAAGCGUUUGAAUGCAAAUGCAAAUGAAAACUUCCUGAUUUGAAAAUUUCUGAAUUUAUGCCGGAUUUAUUAGAGAACUCUAUAAGAAUUUGUUGAUUAUUAAAUACAUAAACAAACCGCAUAUAUAUACAUACAUACAAAUAAAUAAAUAAACAAA